AUGGAGACCAAGUCAAUGUUUCAAAAAAAGAAUAUAAAACUUGCUUGGGAUUUAAUAUUUAAGAAAAUUCAUCCGUUAUUGAGUGGUAUUGUAUCGAAGUUUCAACUCCUGAAUAGUUCCAAUGAUGAAAACAAUACCUCAAUCGAUAAGAUUUGGAAUAUUUAUAAACUUUGCAGUGACCAAAUACGGAAGUGUAUCGUUAUUUUAAUUGAUGUUUUAAAUUAUAAUAGAAAAAAUAAUACAUUUGAAAAGGAAAGUCUUCAAUGUAUUUUAGAGAGACUAUCAUGUUGCCAUGAAAAAUUGCUUUCAAUUGAUUUACAAGUUGAUAAACUAUUUAGUACAACAGAUGAUAGUAUUUCUGAAGAAUCUAUAAUAGUUAGUACAAUGUACUUUGUGAACUGGGUUGAUCAGACAUUUGGAGUUCUUAGUAAUUUGUCCAAUCAUGUUUAUCAGAAAGAUUUCAAAUCAGAGGAUUAUUUUGAAGCCUGGAAGGAUGAACUAGUUGUAUGUGUAAGUGGAAUCCACACAUUUAUUGAUGAGAUGUUGCUAUCUGCAAUGACUCUUUGCAAGUAUUGCUUGCCGAUGGAUCAACAUAUUGUUAAAGCCCGCUGUCAAGUGGUGCUCCGAGAAACUAAAGCACUUCUUGGUGAUUUAAUAAGAGGCAAUUUGGAUUCUGUAUUCCAAGCUUCAAAAGAGGCCCUAAUACUGCCUCUAAACCCCUCAAAUGUUAACGUCUUGAUAGAUGUAUUGAAAGUUGUGUUGUAUGCCUUAGAAACAAACACAAAUACAGCCCUACUGGCUUUAGUAGUACACUGCUUUGCAUGCAACACAUCACCUGUAGAUGUAUUAAAAGACCAUUUGAUCAAUCACCAUAGUGAUUGUUCUUCUGAAGACUGUGAUUUUGUCAGAGAGUUUGAUUUGUUUAAUGAAAGACUAAUGCAGAUUGGUUCUUUUGCAAUAUCAUGUUCUUCAGAUGAGAGUAGAGUGCUACAACUCCGCAGUGGGCUAGCAAGUCUUGAAGCCCUAGACCCACACUUAGUUCCUGCUAUCAUGGUGGCUCCCUUAAGCUAUAAUGCAAAUGUAUUGAUUGAUACAUGGAAACUCGAAGUGGCCGAUGUUAGGGACCAAGUAUUUCUUAUAGUCGAUCCAACGGCCUUUGCUCAGAAAGCAAAAGAAAUGAUGCACAAUAUUUUACUACAAGUAAUUAAAGAUAAUAUCUACAAUAAUAUCAAAAUAUGUAACGUAAUUGACAUUGGGUGUGUCGUUGAAAUGUUUUUUGAGGUUUACAAAAAACAUGAACCAAAUGCUUUGCCGCAUCAAGAGAAACUUAUUCCACUACUCCAGGAUUUGAGUAAAGUGAUUCCCGAAUGCAAAGUCGUCAAUAAUAUACUAAGUACGCCUGAUGAUUUUAUCUAUCCCAUAAAGUACACGAAAAGCGAAACGGUCUCUUUCGACAAAUUAAUAAAACGCUUAAAACUCCUGUACACAAUAGUCAAUAAAAUCUGUACUCUUCUGUCACCCGAAGACGAUAUAUUCGAGGAAACCGUAAAAAAUGAAACUCACACAGUGGCUAGAACAUUUGUGAACUCUCCGAAGAAAACCAUUAAUGUUACUCGAAGUGUAUUGGGAAGGACGACAAAUAUAAAAUCUUCGACGGCGAAAUUUCCCUUGAAAAUGCUAACGAAGAAUCUGAAAGUGAAGAAGGAUUUGAGUUUCUCGAUUAAAUUGGAUGAAUUGUGUGACAUAUCAGCUAUUAAGGUUCGGAAUACUUCCAUCAUGUAUUCGCCUAUGAAGAAGACAUCGUUACGAAAAGCAAUGUUAAGCAGACGCUGUAAGGUCCAAGAAGCUUUCGAUGACGAUACUGAGGAUGGUAUGGACGAAGCUAUGAGCUUGCAAAUAACAGAAGUUUUAAACGAAAUCAACAAUUUAACAGUAACAAGACCGAGAAUUAUGAACGUGACGUAUGAUGAAAAAGAUAUAUCCAAAACACACAUGCUAAAACUCCCCGUUAACAACGAAUCAGUUACGAAACAUGUAUGGAAUAUAACGAUGAGACUCGGCGACCGGAUUAAUAUGAAGAGACCUCGUCCUUGCUUUCUGUUCACUUUAAUUAUUUUUGCAUUUUCAUCUUACUUCACGGAGGUAAUAGGCCUCCCUACUGAAAGCUCUUCUAAUUCAUGGCCCUCGUUCCCUCGAAGAAAUGUCGCCGCGCUGGCGAGAGAUGGCUAUCUCAAAAGUGUUGCCAACAGUUACAAAAGAAGUAUCUCUACGUUGGCUAAAAACGGAAUGCUCCCUACAUUCAGAGCUCCUUACAGCGACACUGAUCAGCAACAGCAAGACGACGAGGAAGCGCAUGAGAAACGAAAUCUAGCGUCAAUUGCCCGUCUGCGCAGCUACACGACCAUGAAGAGGAACAUCCAAGCGUUAGCUCGAGAUGGUUUUCGCUUCGGCAGAGGACAAUACACCCAGUCGAACGAGAAGCGGAAUAUCGCAGCCCUGGCUAGAAGCGGUUUAAUUCACAAAAGAGACGAGCUAGGCGAAGAGUAUUACCUUCCGUUCUACCAAAACCAAAUACCUCCACUCUCAGAAGUCGAAGGACCUUAUGACUACAAUGAAAUCUAUGAUUACCAGCAGUCUGUUAAUCCUGAUAGGUUUUCUCCAGUUAAGCGCAGUGAUGUCAGUAUUGUCCCCACAGAUAAUAUGAACAGACUCGACGAUGACGCUAAUUGGUAUUUUAAACGGGGAGUAGUAGGGAUGCCAGUUCACGGACUGUACAGACCAAUGUUUAUCGAUAACGGAAAUAAUCGUAACAAACGAUCUAUAUAUUCUAUCCCGGAUGUUAUUGAUCGCAACGAUAUCAAUCCUGAUGACUACGAGACAGAGGAGGACAAGCGAUCUGUUGAUGACGAAGCGCUAGCGAACUUUGAAAAGCGUCAUAUCGGUUCGCUAGCUCGAUUAGGUUGGUUACCGUCGUUUCGAUAUACGGGCGGACGGUACAGUAGGUCGGGAAGGGCUAGGUUCCUAAUACCUAGCCAAGCGGAAAGGGAGCAUUCCAUUGACGAGAAUUUCGGGACUGGGCAAUAUCUCUCUGAUUCCGAAGCUAGCUCAUUCGUCGAUCCAAACAACUCCGACCUACCGCCGUCGCCAAUAUCUUCUCACACGCACCCGACCGGCCGGUACCUCCACAGAACGCUGAACGACCUCCCCAACGAAAUACCAACUGGCUCCAAAGACCCGUUCAACAAAAACCGCUGGCAACACAACAAGGCACUACCUAAGUUCUACUAUUUUCGAUCGCUCAAAGUACCAUACCACUCGUCUGGGAAACGAUAUCUUGUGCUUCCAGCGGUAGACAACUUACUCAUGAGGAAAACUUAUAACAAUAGCUUACCGAGCCGACGCAAAAAUCAGUAG
Messenger RNA from Leptosia nina, 3414 nucleotides. NCBI's taxonomy places the organism in Eukaryota, Metazoa, Arthropoda, Insecta, Lepidoptera, Pieridae. The record is from the annotation of a GenBank genome assembly.